Neoarius graeffei (lesser salmon catfish) is the source of this 1403-nucleotide messenger RNA. Its product is annotated as C-C chemokine receptor type 4-like. The record is from RefSeq and is a predicted model, not a curated record. Gene Ontology annotation, biological process: chemotaxis; immune response; G protein-coupled receptor signaling pathway. The transcript is spliced from 2 exons. NCBI's taxonomy places the organism in Eukaryota, Metazoa, Chordata, Actinopteri, Siluriformes, Ariidae. Bases 14 to 1093 code for a protein of 359 amino acids. Gene Ontology annotation, molecular function: chemokine receptor activity. Gene Ontology annotation, cellular component: membrane.
GGACUAAGGAGACAUGGCCACGAUAUACCCCAGCAUGACAACAGCCGAUGACUACUCGGAAUACUACAAUGAAAUAUUACAAGACACUUACCAGGUGUGCAGCAAUGCCAACGUAAGUGCCUUCAGUCAAGUCUUCCUCCCAACCCUCUACAGCAUUGUCUUCAUUGUUGGAUUCAUUGGCAAUGGCCUGGUGUUGUGUGUCCUGCUCAAGUACCACAAAAGGUCAAAUGUGACAGAUGUGUGCCUCUUCAACCUCGCACUUUCAGACCUUCUUUUCCUUAUCUCAUUACCUUUCUGGGCUCAUUAUGCUGCCGUCACUGAGUGGACCUUUGGUGGCUUCAUGUGCCAUGCAGUGACAGCGCUGUACAUGCUGGGCUUCUAUGGAAGUAUCUUCUUCAUGAUCCUCAUGACCUUGGACCGUUACGCUGUCAUUGUCCAUGCCCAUAGUUCUCUCUUCACCAAACACCGGUCUGUCAGAGCUAGCAUAGCUAUGGCUUUGUUUAUGUGGGCACUUAGCUUGGGAGCCUCUCUGCCAACCAUCAUCUUCUCCCAAGUGAAGAAUGAAUCAGAUGGAUGGAUAUGCAAAGAGGAAUAUCCAGAACAGACAAGAUGGAAGUUAUUCUCUUACAUUGAACUGAAUAUCUUUGGUUUAAUCAUUCCACUCUCAGUAAUGGUGUUCUGCUACUCACGUAUCAUCCCCAUCUUAAUGGCCCUGAAGUCUCAGAAGAGACACAAAGCUGUCAGGCUCAUCCUGGUUUUAGUUACUGUUUUCUUUGUCUUCUGGACACCCUACAACAUUGUCAUCUUCCUGAAGUUCCUGCGUCAAUUAGGCUACAUGACCAGCUGUCAGUGGGAACAGGACCUGCACAUGGCUACGCAGUGGGUGGAAACCAUAGCGUUCAGUCACUGCUGCCUCAACCCCAUAAUCUAUGCCUUUGUGGGGCAGAAAUUCAGGACUUUGGUUCGCAACAUACUAAAACAGUGGUUUCCUGUUUGCUUUGGUCGGUGCACAACAGUCUUCAGUGAGUUCUCAGAAAGGAAGAGCUCCAUGUCCUCACACUCCUCUGUGAUUUCCACCACAAAGAUUGUGUAGCCAAAGGUGCAGCAGUUGCAACAUGAGUUAAUCAGACAAUGUCAAAUCUGUAACUCUGAUUGAUUAAAAAAAAGUGCAUUUAAAUUUGUAAGACGUUAACAAUUUCAAACUUUGCUUGGAUUCCCCCUUUUAAAAUAGAAGGCUGUUACUUACAUGUUGUCAUUAUUUUUUUUGUCAGUGCUAUUCAUGGAUAGUUUUUGUGUACUUUAUUUGUUUAGUUUUCCAUUUUAAUUAAAUAGUGCAUGUAUUGCUUGCAAGAAACAAAGGGGGUCAUGAUCCAGCUUCAAAAAUAUAUUCUGCUGAAUCUAAA